AUGAAACAUUGUAGGCGUCACAAAUUAGCAAAUGACCGUGUACACCUCGUGGGUGUGGAUAAGGAUGGUCGUGAGUAUGUGAACUGCGUCAAGAGUGUUAAUGGAAGUCAAGCAACGGUAGCACUCCCGUCUUCUGAUCAUAUCGUUGAUUCUACUGUAUAUUUAAUCUUUCCCGUCAUUCAGCUGAAAGUCUCGCCACAGUUUGAGGACAUGCGAGUUGGAUGUUACGUAGUAUGGGAUGUUAAAAAGCAGUUAGUGGUUCAAGAUUGCUGGGUGCAGCAAGCGAUAUCAAUGAAUAACUGCGAAGAUCGACGAUGCGUUGCGAAGAAGAGUACGUUCUGCUGUUGCUAUGGGCAUGGCUGCAAUGAAGAAUUCAAUCUAUCGAAUAAUUUAUACGAAAGUUUAUAG
Messenger RNA from Anisakis simplex (herring worm), 408 nucleotides. NCBI's taxonomy places the organism in Eukaryota, Metazoa, Nematoda, Chromadorea, Rhabditida, Anisakidae. The record is from the annotation of a GenBank genome assembly.